AUGGCAGUCAUCUCGAAGCCGGUCAUUGACAUCAAGUCUUAUAAAGGCAACAUCAUCAACGGCGAAUUCGUCCCAACAGCCAAAACACGGCACUCCAUAGACCCAGCCACCGAAGAGCCUCUCCCUCCCGCCCCCGUCGCCACGAAACAAGACCUCGACGCCGCCGUCAAGCACGCCCACGAAGCCUUCCAGUCAUGGUCCCAAACGACAUUCGACCACCGAGCACAGCUCAUGCUCCAAUAUGCAGAUGCCAUUGAGGCCAACCGCUCGGAGCUCGAAAAGCUCAACACCAUGGAGUCGGGAAAGCCUCUCCUCGUGUCCAAGACGGAGUUUGACUUCACCAUCCGCUGGCUGCGGACCUUUGCCACCAUGGAGCUCAAGGACGAGGUCCUCGAGGACGACGACGAGCGCACCGUCUACGGCACGUACCGCCCGCUGGGCGUCUGCGGCGCCAUCGUGCCCUGGAACUGGCCCGUCCUGCUCGGCCUGGGCAAGAUCGGGCCCGCGCUCAUGACGGGCAACACCAUCAUCAUGAAGCCGUCGCCGUACACGCCGUACACAGACCUCAAGCUGUGCGAGCUGGGCAUGACCAUCUUCCCGCCGGGCGUGUUCCAGGCCCUGAGCGGCGAUGACUCGCUGGGCCCGUGGAUGACGGAGCAUCCGGACAUCAAGCUCAUUGCCUUUACGGGAUCCGUCCACACGGGCAAGCUGGUGGCUGCGAGUUGUGCCAAGACGUUGAAGAGGUGCAUUCUCGAGCUGGGAGGCAACGAUGCGCUUAUCGUGUGCGACGACGUCGACAUUGCCAAGUGUCUGCCCAAGAUUGCGACCAUGACGUUUAUCAACUCGGGCCAGAUUUGCAUGCUGGCGAAGCGCAUCUAUGUGCAUGAGGCCAUAUACGACAAGUUCCGGGCGGCCUUGGUUGAGUUUACCAAGGAGCAUGUCAAGACGGGUGGCGGAUUUGAGCCUGGCGUGCUGGUUGGGCCGAUCCAGAACAGGAUGCAAUUCAAUCUGGUCAAGGAGAUGUACCAGGACGUCAAGGACUCGGGCUACCAGCUCGCCCUCGACGGCCGCAUCCUCGACGAAGGCAAGGGCUACUUCGCCGAACCGACCAUCGUCGACAACCCGCCCGACGCAUCCCGCAUCGUCGUCGAAGAGCCGUUUGGCCCCAUCGUGCCGCUGCUCAAGUGGUCGUCGGAUGACGAAGUCGUCGGCCGCGCCAACUCGCUCAACCACGGGCUCGGCGCGUCGGUGUGGUGCAAGGACCUGGUGCGUGCGGAGAGGCUGGCGCGGAGGCUCAGCGCGGGAAGCGUCUGGGUGAACUCGCACUUUGAUGUCGCGCCGAACGUGCCGUUUGGGGGGACCAAGGAGAGCGGGAUUGGGAGGGAAUGGGGGGUGGAGGGGUUCAAGCAGUUUACGGAUCACACGAGCCUGUGGGUGUGGAAGAAGAUAUUCGACUGA
Trichoderma citrinoviride is the source of this 1458-nucleotide messenger RNA. RefSeq names its product aldehyde dehydrogenase. Gene Ontology annotation, molecular function: aldehyde dehydrogenase (NAD+) activity. Lineage: Eukaryota; Fungi; Ascomycota; Sordariomycetes; Hypocreales; Hypocreaceae. The transcript is spliced from 3 exons. The record is from RefSeq and is a predicted model, not a curated record. Bases 1 to 1458 code for a protein of 485 amino acids.